AGUAUUCUGUAGCAACUGAAGCACGAAAAUGAAGUUUUGGGGCUGGAUGCAUCAUAAGUUCCGGGAGAAUAGCAAAGAGCCAUUAAAAGAUGCUUCUACUGGCAACAGCUAUUCCAUUCUUUCAGCUCAUCCAUCCCUUGAUAGCCAAGAGGUUUACCCAACAGCAUGUGCUGGCUCCAGAUACAAUACUGGAUUCAGAAAACAGGUCAACCUGUUCCAGGAAAGCUCCUUCGCAGGACCCAAGCAAUACACAGAGGAAGACUUCAAGGAUGAGAGAAACAGUGAUUUUUUUGAUGGAUUUCUUGCCAUUGGAACCCUUGGUGGAGAAACACUUCUUGAUGAACAACCAGCAACGCCGACAUUUGGCAUGUCAUUUGAGGACCCAGCAAUAGAUGAUGCAGAUGUGACAGAGAAUGAUUUGAAGCUCAUAAGCAAUGAAUUGGAUAAGUUCCUUGAGGCUGAAGCUAAAGAAGGACACCACCAACCAUCAGGAAGAAACAGUGACACUAACACUAUUGCAUCCACCAUUGAGGCCAUUGAGGGAGUAGAUGAUGAAGAAGAUAAUCAGCCAAUGAAGUUCCCACUCCAAGAGUAUUUUUUUGGAUCUCUAAUCGAACUCCCAGAAUCAAAGAUUGCAGGGAAGAAGGAUAGGGCAUCACUUGGCGAACUGUUUCAAAUAACAGAAGUGCAAGAUAAACAAUCAGAAAACAUAUAUGGGAAGAAAAAGAAGCAACCCAAUUCAGCUCACAAGUCCGCAAAGCAUCUUGUGAAGAAGGUACUGAAAAAGAUACACCCAUCCUCAAGGGGCUCUGUCAGUGGUAAACCUGAAGUGGAUUCCACAAAAAAGAAGUUCCAAAAGGUGUGGCUUUUUCAGCUCUGCUUUUUUAAAAACUAAUAAUCUAAAAAAACGACUGCGUGAUACAUGAUACAUGAUACACCAAACUUCAGAUAUUUUAUCCCUUACUUUGAUAGCAUUCUCUGGAGCUAUCAUAUACUCCAUUGAAAAGCUUGCUCCUAACAAACUUGAAUUUCAUGUGAGGAGUGCAGAUGGUACAGGUUUUCCAUAGGAAAGUACAUCCAGAAGAAUCCAUAAUGGAAACCAAAAUAUACAGCAGCGUGGCAAAUCCAAAAAGCAGCAAAGCAAAUUCUAUUGACUUAACAUUCGAGAAGGUGAACCAUUGUCACGAGGCAAGUAAAAGAUGUAUCCAGUAUGAGCUUAGAAGUUCUCGCUCAGCCAAAAACGGAGAACACUGGAUCAAGACAGACGAAGACUAUUUCGUGUUGGAACUGUAACAAAGGGAUCAGAAGAACUAUGUAAACUAAGAAGUGUAAGUGUAUAAUUUCACUUCAUGCAUGUGUGAAUUGUGUGGUAUGAUUAAGGAAAAUGUGUUCAAACUUACUGGGAAUGUUUAUUACGCCCCUCUAUGUAAUAAUAAAUGAUAAAGGGUGUUAUAAUUGCAGCAAGAUAUCUCAUAUACAUUGUUUGGAGUAGUAGAAUUAAGAGAAUGCAAGCAUUGAUUCAAAUUCAAUUAUCUGUUUUAAUCUCAGAAGAGAGAGGCAUAAUGUUUAUGCCUCUCUUAGCUAAUAAGCCAUAAUUUAUCAUUAUCUCCUACACAAAAGAACUUACAUAGAAAAUCCACCAUAAAGUAUGAGCGGCUAUCUUAUAUUUCAUGCAAUAAAAAACCUAAGCCAGGGUAAAAGCCUGUAUCACUUUUUAGCUAAACAAAAAUCAAUAACAUCCGAGCCAAACCUGG
Messenger RNA from Arabidopsis thaliana (thale cress), 1754 nucleotides. RefSeq names its product regulator of nonsense transcript protein. The record is from RefSeq and is marked reviewed. The transcript has 4 exons. Bases 29 to 895 code for a protein of 288 amino acids. Gene Ontology annotation, biological process: regulation of auxin polar transport; gravitropism. Gene Ontology annotation, cellular component: plasma membrane; nucleus. Lineage: Eukaryota; Viridiplantae; Streptophyta; Magnoliopsida; Brassicales; Brassicaceae.